CUCCCGCCCCCUGAUUGGGUUACAGGGGCAUCUCCCGCCCCCUGAUUGGGUUACAGGGGCAUCUCCCGCCCCCUGAUUGGGUUGCAGGUGCAUCUCCCUCCCCCUGAUUGGGUUACAGGGGCAUCUCCCGCCCCCUGAUUGGGUUACAGGUGCAUCUCCCGCCCCCUGAUUGGGUUACAGGGGCAUCUGCCGCCCCCUGAUUGGGUUACAGGGGCAUCUCCCGCCCCCUGAUUGGGUUACAGGUGCAUCUCCCGCCCCCUGAUUGGUAGACGGUUACAGUAGGGUUGAGGUGUGGACACAAAUUCACUUUCUUUCAGAUUAUUUGUCUGAAUCUUAGCAUUUGAAAAUUGGUACCAGUGUCAUGUACAUUUCUAAUUUAACAGUCAUUUAUCCUCUUAUUACCUUUUAAAAUUCAAAUGCUUCCAAAUUAUUGUAAUUCUCAGAAUCAUAAAAGGUCAUUGUUAUGGAGUACAGCCAUUAUAUCGGGUCUGGACCUCGGCCAAUGUGGACGCACCCCAUCGAUUUGCCCAGCCAAUGUUCUGCAGGAGGAAUGUGCUCAUGAGCCAUAUCCAGGAAGCGGCUGUUGCCAUGGUCACCAGCGCACAGGAACAUCUGGAAGUGGCAGCGCGUAGGAACAUCUGGAAGUUGUGCGUGUGCGCUUUGUGUGUCCCGGCGGAAGCGUUCGGCAUCCUUGGGGCGAGGGCCUGUUAUAGAUGUACUCCUUUUCUGAAUGAACUUUUCUCUGACGUCCCCGGCAGGGCGGAGCGGGCCUGGGAAAUGAAACCCUGCCCCUGUCGCAGAAGCUUGUAUCCUCUUAACGCCUGAAAAUCUGGUGAAUUGCUGUUAUUAAACAGGUUAUAGCAUUCAGUUUUUCCACAUUUUACUCCCAUCAGUCAGCUCUGUGUAAACCUGGAUAGAAGUACCCCUGCUCUGCACUGCAGCCCUUGCACUGAGGGUCUUGGCCCUGAGGGGUGGCCUGUGGCGUAGUGGUUAAGCGUCUGUAGAUGAGACCUCCUCCAGCGCCUCCUGCUCCACCGAGCCACAAACCCGCCUCAGCCGCUCCGCACAGUCGGGGAGGCAGAGGAAGAAGGCUGUGAUGAUGCCGCGUGUGGUUCUCACCCCCCUCAAGGUGAACGGGGAGCACGUACCUUCAGGAACUGUGAAGCGUAGCCGGGGGGUGGAGGUGGACUUUGAGACGCCGGGGUCCAUCCUGGUCAACACCAACAUCCGCGCCCUCAUCAACAUGCGCACCUUCUCUGCCUUUCCCCCUGUCUCCCAGCAACAGCUCCUCCACCUGCUGCCCGAGGUGGACCGCCAGGUGGGCGCUGACGGUAUGGCUCGUCUCAGCAGCUCUGCGCUUAACAAUGAGUUCUUCACGCACGCCUCUCAGAGCUGGAAGGAGAGACUGGCAGAAGGCGAGUUCACCCACGAGAUGCAGGCCCGCUUCCGGCAGGAGAUGGAGAAGGAGAAGAAAGUGGAGGCGUGGAAGGAGAAGUUCUUUGAAGAAUACCAUGGCCAAAGGUCGGGUCUGACGCGUGAGGAGUCCCUGAAGCUGACGGUGGGCGACGGCGGGGAGGCUGUGCUGCACGGAGAGGCCGCUGUGGCUGUGCCUGGCGCGGCGGGGCCGGCCGUGGCCCCGAAGCGGCGCAGCGUGGGCCGGCGGCGGCGGGACGGGCGCAUGCGGCGCCGGUCUCAGGCGGACCUGCGACGCCGGGCCAGACGCACGCUGUGCAAGCCCCCGCUGGCCCCUCUGCCCGAGCCCGUCGACAAGCAGCCGCCCCCCCUGGACACGCCGGCCGCGCCCGCCACCCCGCCGCCCGCCUCCUCCCCCCCGCCCCCGGGGGAGCCCGUCCCCCCCGGCCCCGCCUCCCAGCCCCUCCCCGGCCCCGCGCCCAGCCCCGCCCCCUCCCCCGCGGCGCCGGAGCCCGAGCCCGAGGCCUCGCCCCGGCUGCUCCCCGAGACGCCCGUCCCCGCCGCCUCCUCCUCCUCCUCCUCUUCCUCGCCCUCCUCCUCCCCCUCCUCCUCCUCCGACCGGCAGGGCGUUUUCGUGCCCAGCUCCGACCCGCCCUCCGCCGGCGCCUCUCUCGCCGACCCGCUGGACCAGGAGGCGUCCGUCUCCACGGCCGCGGGCAGCCCCGCCCUCAGCCCCGCCCCCAGCCCCGCCCUCAGCCCCGCGCCCAGCCCCAGCCCCGCCCCCAGCCCCGCCCAGGCCAAGGACCAGAAGAGGAAGGGGGAGGAGCCACACACCUUCACCUGCUUCCCCGAGAAGAGGCCGCGGGUGGAUGAUUGUCAGUCCUUUCGUAACACAGUUGACUGUGUUCACUCCGAAAAGCCACAGCCCGCCACGGAGGAGCCUAAGGUCCCGCCUAUCCGGAUCCAGCUCUCCCGAAUCAAGCCCCCCUGGGUUAAGGGGCCGCCAACCUACCAGAUCUGCCCCCGCAUCGUGCCCCCGGGGGAGGGCUCCCGGCGGGGCGGCACCGGGGCGCGGACCCUGGCCGACAUCAAGGCGCGGGCGCAGCAGGCGAGGGCCCAGCGCGAGGCCGCUGCUGCUGUUGCAGCCACUGGAGACGGGGCGGGGCCCGGCGGGGGCGGGGCGGGCCCGGGGGGUGGGGGCGGUGCUGCAGUACCGGAUCGCGGCGGCGGGAGGCGCUCCCGGGAGCACCCGGGCCCCGUCGAGCCGGGAGGAGAGCGGCCGGCCCCGGGACCUGCUGCGGAGCCUCAUCAGCCAGGAGCACAACUACUGCUGCCCCACGUAGAGCCCGCCCGGCCGCCGGGCCCCGAGGACGCGCAGGGCUCCGCGCCUCCCUCCCCGCCGCCGCCUCCUCCUCCUCCUCUGGCGGGCGGGCGGUCGGAGGAGGCCCCCGUGGAGGCUGAGCCCGGCCCCGCCCCGUCGGACCCCGCCCCGCCCGUCGCCAUGGACACGGAGCCCGCCGCGCCGUCGGAGAAGUGGCGCCACGACGCGGCGGCCCCGGAUCGGCCGGCCUCGCCCCGCGCCCUCCCCCCGGCUGCAGACGGGGGCGGCUCCCCGGCCCCCGCGGCCACGCCCGACCCCCUCCCUCAGCUCGAGGCGGACGCCGUCAGGAACCCCGCCGCGCCCGCCCAGAUGCCGGAGGGGGAGCCGGCCGUGGCCCCGGGCGUGGCACAGGGCACGGACUCCCGCAGGGUGGCUGUGGCCCCCGGCAGCCCGCCGGUGAGGGCCGGGGCGAGCGAUGACGAGGGGGACCGGCCCAGCGCCGGGGGGCGCUCCCUGGGCCGGCCGGAGGAGGACACGGGCGCCCACAGCGACUCCACCGAGACCGCCUCCGACUUCGAGAACGAGGGGUCGGAGGAGGGCCCCUGUGGCUGGGGGCCCGAGUCGGACUCCACGGGCGUCGGCCUCUGCACCCCGAGCGUCAUCCAGGUGUGCGCGCCCGAUAGGGCCAGCCACCGGCCGCUCGGCCACGCCUCCCAGAGCCAGUCCGUCAUCCACACCCACGUCACCCACGCUGUGCACAGCCAGCCGGUCAUCCAGGCCUGCCCGCCCAGCGCCCUCCAGAACCAGCCCAUCCUCCAGGCCUGCCCACCCAACGCCCUCCAGAACCAGCCCAUCCUCCAGAACCAGCCCAUCCUCCAGGCCUGUCCCCCCAACGCCCUCAAGAACCAGCCCAUCCUCCAGGCCUGCCCACCCAACGCCCUCCAGAACCAGCCCAUCCUCCAGAACCAGCCCAUCCUCCAGGCCUGUCCCCCCAACGCCCUCCAGAACCAGCCCAUCCUCCAGACUCCGCCCCCCAGCGCGCCACACAACCAGCCCGUCAUACAGACGCCCGCCGCAAACGCCUCGCAGAACCAGCCAAUCAUACAGUCUCUUCCCUCGAGCGUUUCCCACAACCAGCCAAUCAGGCAAACGCUUGCCUCGAACGCUCCCCAGAACCAGCCAAUCAUUCAGUCUCUUCCCUCGACUGCUCCUCAGAAUCAGCCAAUCAUCCAGCCUCCUCCCUCCGGCGUGCCCCAGAACCAGCCAAUCAUCCAGUCUCGCCCGUCGAGCGCUCCCCACCCCGCGGUCCCGCCCCAGGCGGGCGUGGCAGCCCUGCCCCUGCAGGCGGAGCGGGAGAAGCCCUGCAUGGGCGCCCCCAGGGGCCUGAAGGAGGCCGGCGCGUCGGCCAAACCCGAGCCGGAUCCGCUCCGGAUCCCCGGCAAGCCCGUCGCCGCGGACGACUGCCGCGCCCCGCCGAAGCUGCCCUCCUCCACCCCGCCCCGGAGGGGCCAGGGCCCGGCGCGGCCCGUGUCCUCGGUGGAGGCCAACAACCCGCUGGUCACGCAGCUGCUGCAGGGCAGCCUGCCGCUGGAGAAGGUCCUGCCCCCGCCCCACUCCGCCAGCAAGCUGGAGAUCAACCGCCUGCCGCCCCAGGGGCCCGGGCCCCGGGGCCACGCCCCGCCGCCCCGCUUCAGGAGCCCCUCGGAGGCAUGCGGGCCCCUGGAGCCGGCGGAGUUCUCGGCGCCGGGCCACCCCAAGCUGCCGGGCGUGGCGCGCUCCUCCCCCACGGCGGCGCGGGGCCUGGGGCCCGAGGGCCGGCCGGCGUGCCUGUACGAGGAGGCCUCGUCCCGCGUGGCCGCCGUGCAGCACUUCCUGUCCCAGCAGGGCGGCGUGGCCCCGGGCGCCGUGCCCGUCAUCACCUCCCUGGCCUCCCGCCGGCCGGCCGACCUCAGCCAGACCGGCGGCCCCGUCUCCCGGGAGCACCCCGGCGCCCAGCCGCCCCCGGGCAGCGCCCCCGAACGGGCCCCGGGCGGCGCGGGGCCCCUGGCUCACUGCCGGACCACGCCCGACGCCCCCUCCCCGCCGCACGGUGACCUGUGCCCCUCCGAGGUCGUUCCCACCGUCAAAAUAAACUGGCGGCCCAAGCCCCGCCCCCAGCUGUCCCCCGCCCCGCCGGCGGUGAAGAGUGAGGCGCCCCGCCCCCCCUGCCAAGCGCUCGCCAAAACCCCCCUGGGCCCCUUCGGGGGCGUCUCCAAAAAGGAGGCGCAGGACGGCUUCCUGUCGGUGGGGGCGGGCGGCGGGGCCAUGGAGGGCCUGCUCAACAUGGAGAUGUCUCUGCUCCGCAUGGCCAAAAAGGAGCAGGGCAAGGCGUACUCGCGCCCGGGGGACUCCUCCUCCUCCUCCCCCUCCCCUUCCUCCUCCUCCUCCUCCUCCUCUUCCUCCUCCUCCUCCUCCUCCCUGCCGUUCCAGGUGAGCCUGCAGCAGCAGCUGUACGGGAAGCUGCCCAAGCUGCAGGCGGGCGGGGCCGGGGCGGGCGGGGCGGGCGCGGGGUUCAGCUACACGGCCAACGUGUCGGUGGUGGACAGCAGCGGCUUCUCGCGGAACAUUGCGGACGGCGUGCUGCAGCUGAGGCAGGGCGGCGGCCGGCAGAGCGCGGCGCUCAGCAUCCAGGCCUUCGCCGACAGCGCCGCCGAGGAGGUGGCCUUCAAGUGCUCCUGCCGCCUCAAGGCCAUGAUCAUGUGCCAGGGCUGCGGAGCCUUCUGCCACGACGACUGCAUCGGGCCCUCCAAACUCUGCGUGUCCUGCCUGGUGGUCAGAUAGUAGCGCCCCCCGACCCCGGCGCCGUGGACACU
Conger conger (European conger) is the source of this 5586-nucleotide messenger RNA. RefSeq names its product ASXL transcriptional regulator 1 (gene asxl1). Gene Ontology annotation, biological process: positive regulation of transcription by RNA polymerase II; animal organ morphogenesis. Gene Ontology annotation, molecular function: chromatin binding; peroxisome proliferator activated receptor binding; DNA binding. Gene Ontology annotation, cellular component: PR-DUB complex. Bases 1097 to 5554 code for a protein of 1485 amino acids. Lineage: Eukaryota; Metazoa; Chordata; Actinopteri; Anguilliformes; Congridae. The record is from RefSeq and is a predicted model, not a curated record. The transcript is spliced from 8 exons.